GAAUCAGGAUCAAAAUCAAUCAUUGAUCUGAUCUCUGCUCUAACGUAUCUCGUCUCUCACAGCCAUGGCCAAAACUUCAACCGCGCUCGAAGAUCCGAAAGCCCUAAUCGAAAGAGGAUAUGAUAUAGCGGCUGACGAGUACCUCGCAUGGGCCGGACCGCGACCGACGACCAAACGCAUGCGCCUGAUCGAUGACCUCCUGACUAAAAUCCCCGCAGACGCCAGCGUUCUCGAGCUUGGCUGUGGGGCCGGUGUGCCCGCCACUCAACUUCUCGUCGAGCGCGGCUUGUCCGUCACGGGCAACGAUAUCUCCGCUGCCCAGAUCGAGCUUGCGAGGAAACACGUGCCGGGCGCCAAGGCGCUCAUCCAGGGCGAUAUGUUCGAGCUGGAAUUUCCCGAAGGCAGCUUCGAUGUGGUGCUCGCGUUCUACUCGAUCUUUCACUUGCCGAAGGAGGAGCAAGCGCUGAUGGUGGAGAAGAUCAAAGGGUGGCUCAAGCCGGGUGGAUGGAUUCUGUGUAAUUUUCAGUUUGAGGGAAAGGAUAUCACGCGGGAGGGCUGGUUCAAGCCGGAAGUGGUGAUGUUUUCCAGCGGGCUCGGUGUCGAAGGGACUCGCGAGAUGUUCACUCAGGUCGGCGGUUAUGAGCUGGUCGUAGAUGAAGUAGAUAUCGAAAAAGUGGGACGCUUCGAGGAGAAAUUCCAUUGGAUCAUGGCUAAGAAGAAGUUGACAGAGUAGAAUGGAUUGGAAUGUAUGGGUUCAGGAAUCGCUUGUGCACCCAAUAUUUGUCACUGUUAACAUCACACCCAGUCUGAUGUCGAGUGCAUUGAUCGAUUUUCACUUCCCAUGAUGCAAACCAACACUUGAUCGAAAUACUAGCAGUCACGGUACUGGAAGUUCAUCGACUGAAGGCGACGUGUUGUGUAUGGUUUAUAUCAGCGUCUUCAGGCGACACGACAUUCAUUAUUACGCUUGCUGUAGUUGUUGAAGUGAUGGUUGACGACGACGACGGCGGCUCUAUAGGUCUAGGCCUUCAGUUUCUGUCGCUUGCCACCAAUGCUGGGAUCAUCAUGGGCAUGUCAGUGCUGGCGCUAAAGGGAAGCCGGACUGAGACAACAGCUGAAUUCAGAUCAGGUUCCGUGGCACUGGACUUCUCCGACGGCGACUUGGAUUUCGCGGUAUGCCAUCAUCUCGGCAUCAUCCGACAGGAACUAGACCACAACUGGGCGCGGCAAAUUGUUUUUCGCGCCCUUGUGAAAAGCACCUCGCAGGUAUACGAUAGACCCAGGGACCGUGGACAGAAUUGCCGAUUCAGCUGCACACAGCGGCCAGAGUAAUAGACCGGACAAUGUCUCAAAUGCGUGAGGCAAUCCGGCGGAUACACCCAGGCCAUAAGCCCGAUCGCCAUCAGGAACGCUUCUCUGCGUGAUGUGCGAGAGAUUCUGAUUGUGUGGGCGCUAGUUCUGUUGCGGUCAUUCUCCGAUCGUCGUCGUCGUUUUCGUCGUGUGGACGCGCGCGCCACAAGAGCGAAUAUUCAAGAUGGAACGUUCGUGCGGUGUAAGAACGAAUAUCUAUCCCUACGUGUGGUUCAUACGCAGCACGUCGGAUGCCUAAGCGCGCUCAAGUUCGCCUACGCGCUCCCUCCGUUCUUCCGUACGCGUGGGCCUUGUCGCCGAUAUGCCCGACGGUAGUGUUUGCGGUUGUCGUCCGGCUCCGGCGUCCCGGGCAGCUGGGAAAUUUUGAAUGUGGCUGCUAGCCGACGAUCGGACCUCGUUGGACGCGCAACAUCAAUCUCCGGAGGACGUGC
Molecule: messenger RNA, 1802 nt
Organism: Mycena citricolor
Lineage: Eukaryota; Fungi; Basidiomycota; Agaricomycetes; Agaricales; Mycenaceae
Source: the annotation of a GenBank genome assembly